CUGCAGGAGGAGGAGAGGCAGGAGGACUCCGAUCACUGCUCCCGCUGUGACGUCAGCUGGCUGCCUCCGCUCUCCGCUGCUCCUCCGGACACAGCGCCGAGUGAAAAAUGCUGCUCUCUGUGCCGCCAAGGACAGGAAUCAAUCCGUACAACGGCUACACCGGCAAAAACAACAAGAAGCAGACAUAUGUGUCCUCAUCCAACCACCAGAUGGCUCCUCCAAGCCCCAACAACCAUAACAGCAAUACAACCACUAACACCAUCAAUAACAGCAGCAGCAAUGGAGGAGAGCAGCUGAGUAAAACCAACUUGUACAUACGUGGCCUCCACCCAGGAACCACAGACCAAGAUCUGGUCAAGCUCUGUCAACCGUAUGGAAAAAUUGUGUCCACCAAGGCCAUCCUGGAUAAGACGACCAACAAGUGCAAAGGAUACGGCUUUGUUGACUUUGACAGUCCAGCAUCUGCUCAGAAGGCAGUAACGGCGCUGAAGGCGGCCGGUGUACAGGCUCAGAUGGCCAAACAACAGGAGCAGGACCCUACCAACUUGUACAUGUCCAACCUGCCGCUGUCUAUGGAUGAGCAGGAGCUGGAGAACAUGUUGAAGCCCUUCAGCCAGGCAAUUUCAACGCGGAUCCUCCGGGACGCCAACGGAGCCAGUCGAGGAGUGGGCUUUGCCAGGAUGGAGUCAACAGAGAAGUGUGAGGCCAUUAUUCAGCAUUUCAAUGGAAAGUAUAUCAAGACUCCUCCUGGAGUGCCAGUCCCAUCAGAGCCCUUGUUAUGCAAAUUUGCUGAUGGCGGCCAGAAGAAGCGUCAGAGUCAAGGGAAAUAUCUGCAAAAUGGCCGUUUGUGGACAAGAGAUGGUGAGACGGGAGGAAUGACACUAACGUAUGAUCCCACAACAGCCUUACAGAAUGGGUUCUACUCUUCUCCUUACAGCAUUGCCCCAAACCGGAUGAUGGCACCGACCUCACUCUCCCCAUACAUGCACUCACCGGUGUCCACCUACCAGGUACACAACCCAUCCUGGAUACAUCAUCAGUCCUACAUCAUGCCACCUACAGGGGGAGUCCUGACACCAGGAAUGGACCACACCAUGUAUCAGCCAACAUCAAUGAUGGGACCUCUGGCACAGCAGCAGCACCUCUCCAUGGGCAGCAGUGGCACAUACAUGCCAGCAAACGCCUCUAUGCAGGGGACCUAUAUCCCCCAGUACACCCAAGUGCCUGCCACCAACAUGUCAGUUGAGGAAAGUGCUGUCCAGCAACCUGUUGCCAUAGAGACGCCCACAGAACACGCAACCUACUCUUACCAGCAUAACAAGUGAGGUCUCUCAGUCUGGAGCUCCUGCGACUCUCAUGGCGCCCGUGUCCGGACAUUCGGCACAGUGGCUCUGCACACAAUGCACCAGACACUUGGGAGGAAUGUGGACCGUUACACAAAAAAGGACUAAACUAUAUUUUCUACAAACUCAUGUUUUAAUACAAACUGUUACACUCCAAAUCACUGAGGCUGAAGAACGGCAGGAAAACGAGCUACAGAACGGAACGCAGAGCGUCAUGUUUUGGGAACAUUCGGGCAAAAGGUCACACUCAGACAGAUUCACUACUCAUUUUAUGAACAGCAAGUUCAUAAUCCUUUCUGGAGAGCUCGAAACCAACCAGAAAAGAAGCAUUUCAGCUCCAUGCUGUGUUUUGGAUCAUGCUUUUGUUUUGUAAGAUAUGCUGAUUUUAAAUCGGCUUUUUAGUCAGAUACAUUCUGGCUUUCCACCUUUCUUUUGUACAUAAUUCUUUAUUUGAGUGUAUGUGUGUUUGUAUUUUUUUAAAGCUUUAUGUGUUUUUGACUUAUUGAUUGAUGCAAAUGUUUGAAGGCUCAAAAGCAGCUCAUCAAAAAAAGCCAAGGACUCGCACGUUGGACAGGUUUGGUGCCUAAGAUUAAUUUCUCUCAAAGUGGCAGCACUUUGACCAGGUAUCAAACUGUACCUGGACUCCCUUGUAUUGUAUUUUUUUUUCCUGGCACUUGACUUUAAAAUAAUUUAUAGUUCUGCCAUUUUGACAAGCUUUGGACAAUCAGAUUAAAAAGAAGAGAUUUAGAGAUGGCAGUAAGUCAUCAAAGACGCACGUCAGAGAUUCCUGCAAAAGAGGAUUCAAAGCAUUCCACAGAAUAUGACCAGAAGGGUUCUGAAUCCUGCUUCACUUUGAGCUGCUCCACACAGUUAAAUCCAAACUGGGGUAACAGUGAUGGAUACACUCAGAGCUGCCUGUACAUAAGAGGAAUUUAUUGAGGCUUUCUUUGGAUUCUACUUAUCGAUGUAGUGAGGCUUCAGUGUUUGAGAACAGUUGUUCCUAAAGUCUGAAAUCUUCACAGAAACCUGUACGGCUCUGUCCUGUGAUUAGAAGAAGGUUCAGUAGAUUGAUGUGGCCGUAUCGAUGGUUUAAUAUUUGUCUGUUACUGUGUGUGUUUGGGUUGUCACAUUUGUUUUCACCCUCAUGUUUUUAUAUCUCUUAUUUAAAAAAGUUUUUGAAAUUCACUUGGAAUACUUUUAAGAUUGAUCUUUUUUUUUAGAAGCAGAAGAAGCUUGAUUUUAUUUUUGAGUUGUGUAUUACUAGAAAAUUUUCAGUUUGCUUGAUUUUUGUCUCAUUCUUGGCAAUGAAGCUUUAAUUUUUUUUAUUCAUUUCACUUGUCUCAAAUGUUGGCACUUGAUGAACAUGACUCCUGAUCAUGGUGUGAAUUAUGUUUGCUUGGUUAUUCAUGUCUUCUUUUUUUUAAAACACAGUUGUGUCCCUAACAGUUGGGACAAUUUGGCAAAUAUGUUCUAAACCUUAACUUACCUCAUCUCACCAGAGCAAUGUAGGUGCAGUUUGUGUACAACAGAUGACGGGCAAUAACCACGCGGGUAGUUCUGGUGGCUCCUCACAGCUGGUACUGUGUCCAUGUCCUUUAAUGCUUCUGUCCAACACACUCAGUCUGAUCUAUGCAAUUAAUUUAUUGUCCUUAAAAUGCAA
Messenger RNA from Thalassophryne amazonica, 3003 nucleotides. It is a transcript of the gene rbms2b, whose product is annotated as RNA binding motif, single stranded interacting protein 2b. The record is from RefSeq and is a predicted model, not a curated record. Lineage: Eukaryota; Metazoa; Chordata; Actinopteri; Batrachoidiformes; Batrachoididae. Gene Ontology annotation, cellular component: cytosol. Gene Ontology annotation, molecular function: mRNA binding.